Messenger RNA from Neolamprologus brichardi, 14231 nucleotides. The record is from RefSeq and is a predicted model, not a curated record. Lineage: Eukaryota; Metazoa; Chordata; Actinopteri; Cichliformes; Cichlidae.
AACCUAUUGAUUCAUAAAAUCCGCAUCCCACACAUUCUCUCUUUCGUACAUAUACACGCGCCUGCAGAUCCCCCCUCUCUCUCUCAGAGAGGCAGAGAGGCUGACUCCUCCUUCCUUCCCUUCUCUCACUUGGCACCGUGUCUCCCUGUUGGCGGUACAGUAUAACAGAGGCAUACAGAUCGGGGACCGACGGUGGAUGGGGAAAGGCAGUAGCCGCAGCAGCAGCAGUCGGACGUACCGACCGAAGGAUGCUCCAGCACCAUGACUUGCUCGGCGUCAGAUAGCGAGAAGAUCGUCAUCAACUGCGGUGGAAUUCGACACGAGACCUACCGGAGCACCCUAAAGACGUUGCCGGGGACGCGCUUGUCUUGGCUGACAGAGCCCGACGCCUACAGCAACUUCGACUACGAUCCCAAGUCCGACGAGUUCUUCUUUGAUCGCCACCCGGCCACCUUCGCCUUCAUCCUCAACUACUACCGUACCGGCAAGCUCCACUGCCCCAACGAUGUCUGCGGGCCGCUCUUCGAGGAAGAGCUCGCCUUCUGGGGCAUCGAUGAGACGGACGUGGAGGCGUGCUGCUGGAUGAAUUACCGACAGCACCGUGAUGCAGAAGAAGCCCUGGACAGCUUUGAGACCCCCGAACCGGAUCCACCCGAGGACGACCCUGCACUCACCGGCGGAGCGGAUGGCGACCUGAAACGUCUGUGCAUGCAGGAGGACGGCCGCAGGGCGACACGGUGGGAGGUGUGGCAGCCCUGGAUGUGGGCACUGUUUGAGGAUCCCUACUCCUCCAAAUAUGCCCGGUAUGUGGCUUUUGCCUCACUCUUCUUCAUCCUGCUCUCCAUCUCCACAUUCUGCCUGGAGACCCAUGAAGUCUUCAACACCAUCUACAACAAAACAGAGAAUGUCACCGUCGGCAACGUGACACGUGAAGAGAUUGUAUAUGAGGUGGUCACAGACAGCUGGCUCACGUAUGUCGAGGGCGUCUGCGUCAUCUGGUUCACUAUUGAAGUGAUGGCACGCGUUAUCUUCUGUCCUGACAAGGCAGAGUUCUUCCGCAGUGCCCUGAACAUAAUAGACUUUGUGGCAAUUGUGCCCUUUUACCUGGAGGUGGCGCUGAGUGGCCUAUCCUCCAAAACAGCCAAAGACGUUCUGAGCUUCCUGCGUGUUGUACGCUUUGUCCGUAUCCUACGUAUAUUCAAGCUGACCCGCCACUUUGUUGGUUUACGUGUGCUGGGCCACACUCUGCGUGCCAGCACUAAUGAAUUCCUGCUGCUCAUAAUCUUCCUGGCACUAGGUGUCCUCAUCUUUGCUACCAUGAUCUACUAUGCUGAACGUAUCGGUGCUGACCCAGAUGAUCCAACAGCUGCAGCCCACACCAACUUUAAGAACAUCCCCAUCGGCUUCUGGUGGGCUGUGGUGACCAUGACCACGUUGGGAUAUGGGGAUAUGUAUCCUGAAACAUGGUCAGGAAUGCUCGUGGGUGCCCUCUGCGCCUUGGCUGGGGUGCUGACGAUUGCCAUGCCAGUGCCUGUCAUCGUCAAUAACUUUGGCAUGUACUACUCCCUGGCCAUGGCUAAGCAGAAACUCCCCAAGAAGAGGAACAAGCACAUCCCCAGGGCGCCACAGCCAGGCAGCCCAAACUAUUGCAAGCCAGAUGCCCUGGCAAUGGCGACAGCAUCUCCUCACAGGUUGAUGGGAAAUGUGCUCGGGCCUGGCAUGGUGGGAUCUGGCAGCAUGAUGGGUACUGGAGACUGCCCAUUAGCACAGGAGGAGAUCAUUGAGAUCAACAGGGCAGACUCCAAGCAGAACGGUGAUGCAGCAGCUAACGCUGCGGCUCUGGCCAAUGAGGACUGCCCUACCAUCGACCAGGUCCUGGGAGAUGAGCGUAGCCCGGCUACCGGUGGGCUAGGCUCCACCACCAGCCGUGAGCGCUACCCGCACGACCGGGCGUGCUUCCUGCUGAGCGCAGGGGAGUUCCAGCGCACAACAGACGGAAACGUUCGAAAAGCCACAGGUUAUGAGAAGUCACGUAGCCUCAAUAACAUCUCUGGGAUGUCAGGCGUCCCGCUGCGCCUCACUCCCAUCACCAAUUCCACCUUUGAACCCUUUGAGCCGCCUGGCCUCAGGCGAUGUCAUUCACCCAUCCCUUCAAUCUUGUAGCAUAGCCCACAGAUAGCCACCAGAUUUAACAACAGCAGCAGCAACAGUAACAUCUAGAAAGAUUUUUUUGUCUGAUUAUUUGUUUUUGCUUUUUUUGCAUGGAAAAAAAAAGCCUACACACAGGAAUUACAGUUUUUCCAGGCCGCUCUGUCAUUCUGCAUUCAUGCCCUGUGUUUUGUUCUUGAUCUGAAACAACAAUAAAUGCAAGUUCAUGGAGCCCCUAGAGGCCCCAUUUAAUCAUUUCAAGAAAGAUUAGCUGAACCUUACUGAAAUAAAUGUGGCAAAUUUGCCUUACUAACAUGAAUAGAGUUUAGUUUACAGUAGAAUAAUAGAAGAGUUAGUUUACCUCUAGUUUUUCCUGUGCUACGCCUUGCCUGUACUUCAACUGCACUUGUACAUCAACACUUUAACCUUGGCACCUAAGAGGAGUUAGAAAUCUUCUAAUAUGAAGCCUAAGAAUGCAUACAGUGACACACAGACACCAACAUAUUACAGCAGCAUGUGUGUUUUUACUCCAGAAUAAGAAUAUACACUAGCCUAUAAGUGACUUAGAAGCAAACGUAUUUUGUAUUUAAAUGCCCCUUACUGUAGCUCCUCUGCAACUUAAAGCUGAAAGUCAUGUUUGCUGUAGAAGGUGAUGUGCUAACACAUCAUCAACCAUUUAAUAUAGCCGAAAAGAGACAGGCUCCCAUAUAUGUCAACUCCAACACCAGCUUCUGAGCCCUUGUGCCCUUUCUCCUGCUUCCUGGUAAUUAAUAUAGAAGGACCUGUUAGUAUGGUGGACAAAGUCCUGUGGUUUUUCAUUUGUCCCUACCAGUAAGGAGUUAUAAUGUACAGACAUAAUGUAUUUUCCCAUAACAGAAUUGUACAUUAUGCUGAUUUAACCAUGCAAGCACUAUUGUGCAGUCAAGCUAGUUACAAACUCAUUAUACAUAAUAAAUGUAGGACAAACAUUAUAGAAAGUUUUACACAGCUAAAAGUACAAAGCAGCAGGGACAAGGACAAGGGAUAAGUGCUCCCUGUGGUCUUUACACACACACAUAUAUAGAUAUAUAUAAAUAUAUCAUUGGGCAAUAUGAUCUUAUUACAUCUGCUUGAGCCAUCAGAGAUGAUCACUUUCUUGUUUCUUUGUCUUUGUUAACUACUUUCAAAAAGAAAACUACAAAGAAAGCUUCUUCCCCAGACUGGGGUCAACGAAUUGACAGGACUGUAAGCUAAUUGUCCCCUUGCAUCACCACAAAAUGCAUGCUCUCAUGUUUAUGUGUAGAUAAAAAGAAACACAUUGAAGCAGUGACUUUUAGUUUGUAGGGGUUAACCCUGACCACAGUGAAGACAUGAACUUACUGGAAGAAAGAAAAGAAAUCUUCCAACUAGCUGUUUCUUUCCUUUCUCUGUAUGUGGAAAAAUGUCCUGCGAUAGACUAGCCACCUUUCCGGGGUAUUCCCUGCCUCUCUCCCAGCACUGCAGCACCCCUGAUGCUUAGGAAAAUAGCUGGAUGGAUUUAUCUAUAAAAGCUCCAGACAUUGCAGCUGCACCUGAGAGUUUGAAGCAUAGUUUUCUUUAGGCUUAUGUUCACCAGACCACCACCAUCACUGCUGCUGCACCAUCACUACUAUCACUGACUCUAAUGUGGCCAGUGGCAAAAUUUUUAGUUUUCUCCCCAUUUCGCUUCUUGUUCUUUCCCUGUUUUUGCCUGUCUUUUACUCCUGAACCCCAUCCUACCCUUCUUCUCCUGUCCUUCCAUCUCUUCUUUGUUUUUGGCUGCGGCUGCUCAGUAGGAGGUACAGUGAACGGCUACUGGAGUGACAGCCCAUGGUAGAAGAAAAGCAGAUGCCAAAAACCACACAGGAAGAGGACAGCAAACAAAGGACGGACAGAGAAAAAACACAAUUUAGACAAAGUCCGCAUUUUAUGUGCAUGCGUGCCCAGACCUGCAGCUACCUCUGUACUAAAGCCAAUAAAUUCAGCAAGGAAGAACAUAUCUCCCCUCACAUGUUCUUCUUGAUUCCUGAUGAAGAUUUUUGUGGAAAAAUUUAUUUGACUACAUUUGGAAAAAGACGGUCUGUUGGUUAAGUUGUAUCUUUUUGAUUCCCCUGUGCUCAACUCCUGCUCUCUCCUUUUUUCUCUCCCAGCAGAAAGUAGAAUAGAAUUUUUCAUUUGUUUAAACAUCAAAGAAAAAUCAAAAUGAUGCAAAUUUGCUUUAAAAUUCAGAGAGUAUUUAGAAAAUUGCACCAAAAUAAGUGUACAGUGGGAGGUAUGUGCUUCCUGUUACUUUUUUACAUUCAGACUGUGAGUUACAGAAGGUGAGAGCACUGCUUAUAGACAUCAUUUGUGAAUGCUCAUGUAUGUUUUUGUUUGUUUUUUUAAACAAAUAUCUUGUUUAUGUUUAAAUGUGUGUUUACUUUCUUGCCACAGCAGUCUAUAGUCUGGCUGCUAAGUUUGGAGCUAUGGCUAGAAAGUCUGAGCUUACCUUAGACUGGAAAGUAACAACUCCCAGUUUCAUUAGCUAAUAUAGUGUGGGAACAUGAUGACAGCUUGUUAUUAUUUUCAGAUUAAUUUUCAGGUUAGUUAGAGGUGUUAUCGGAUUGGUCUGUCUGUAUAGGGCUAACUGAAUCCCGGUUUUGAAUAUUUAUGCUAAGCUAACUUCGUUUAUCACCUGCUGGCUGUUUUUCAGGCACAACUGCUCAAGCUGCCGUUGGCAAGAAAGUGAUGCACAGAUUUGUGUAGCUAUUCUAUGUGUUUUAUGUCAGGCAAGGUUUUCUAUUGUUCCCGUUUAUGCUCAAACCCUCUGUGGUGCAGUAAUGAAUAACUUGGAUAUUUCAGUCCACUGGGGGAUUCAUGAAAACCAGGAACACAUUUACACACCUCAUUUCAUCCUCUCCUUUUCCCAGCAUCCAUUUGUACAGAGUGCAUCUGUCACGUUUCCCCUUCGGUUUCUUUUGUUGUGACAGUGUAUAUAUGUAAAGUUUGUGUUGUAGAUAAACCUGCAUGGGUUUCUGUCACAAUCAAUAAGGAUGCUAAUUUGAUAACGUUUUAGUCUCAAGCCUAAUGGCACUGUCUAGAUUACCACACGUGCGUGGAUGUAUAUGUUGAGGUACUUACAUAUGCACUAACAAAAGCAUGCAACACAAAAAAUGGUCACCUCUUUGAAUGCAGGAAGAGGUCGAUGGACAUUAUGCAUGACUAAAUGCUACGAUGAUACUGGUCAGACCAGACCAAGUUAGGUACUGUAAUAGGGCAGGGCGAGGGUGGGAAAGUUUAUUUUUGCAGGAUGGGGAGGGGUUAUGUCUUCUACUGCUGCUUUCUUAUCACUCUUGAGAGACUUACAAGGUAAACAUUAACAAUUGUAGCUUUUUCUUCUUUUUGUUGCGUCACAAAGAGUGUUCUGAAAGCUGUGUACUUAUCAGAUAUAUGCAAAAAAAGUAACAGUAACUGUGAACUAAUGCUAAAAAAUCCAGCUUCUUCCAUCAUAGCUCCAUUUUUCCCCGUUCAUCUUUUAAUUUUGUGUUCACGUCAUGUGUCCCUUUCCUGUUCUGUAAACUGUAAUAUGUCCAAAAGACACAUGUCUCUGUAAUGCAAUAAUUCGCUGCACCUUCUGAACAAAGAGCAAUUCCUAAUUAUCCAUCUUUCCUUCAGCAGCAUACAAACAAUUCCCUUCUUUUGAUGUCCCAGUGACCUGAUGUCCCUUCUUUCUUUUCCCAGUAAAGAGGAAAAGAAAGUCCAUGAAGCCAUCCCUGUCAUAGAAUCCAUAAAUAUAUGGAUUUGAUUGGUCAAAAGGGCCACAUCUACAGUCAGUCAUAAUCAAUCCAUGACUAACACAUGCAAGAAUCCUAUCAAUAUAAUUUAGCCAAGAUGACAAAUUGUUAAAAAAGAUGGAGAUUUAUACUGGUCUUAGGAAAGUAGUUCAUUGUAUCUUGUAAUGUUUUUCUGGAUGAACCACAGACUAUUUGAUUGCUUCGUUUUAAAAGUCUCAUGAUUUGUGAAUUGCUAGUGAGAACCAUCAUUGCUGGAGAAACGCUCAAAAGUUAGAAGAGUGUUUCCUGUGAAUUGUCGCUGGCUUUUUCUUUGUGUCAUGUUUGUGAUCUGUGUUUGCUCCAUCUACUCAGGUAUAGCUCUCGUAACCUGUGCCCAUCUGUAUCUGGUCACCCAUGCUUCCUCAGAUAUGACAAACUGAAGCACUAGAAAAAACACUGAAAAAGGUUUUCUGUGAAUACCAUGUGCUCUGUAGUAGGGUUCCUUCUACAAAACUGCUGUCCUUGCUUUGUUUUUCCGAAUGUGCUCCCUGUCUUCUCCUUGUAUUUCUCCUCACCUUUCUUCUCUGUCCCAGUAACUGUAUCUCACUUUCUAUGGGACACCAUCCAUCCAUUCUUCAAGCCAGAAAACUGAAGCCAAAAAGGAAAACGUGUAAAUUAGAGCACCUUCGCAUUGGAAAAACAAAAACUAUUGGCCUGACAGUGGACUUCGCUGAGGAUGAAGAUAGGAAUGGACAAUAAAAAGAAUAAAAAAGAGGGUAAUGAUAUGUUGUAAACAGAUGCAGAUGAACAAAUGUGUUGAAAACUCGUGUCCUGAGUGGAUUGUCAGCUGAGCAGCAUCAAAGAGAGGAGAUGGAGGAGGAAAAGUUUGGGCAACACAGAAAGUGUUGGAGGAGGAAAGAAAGAAGCACAAAUCGCUUCUCCAUUGCUGAGUUUUUAACAAACUCACCCAUUCCUCUACAAGAAGAGGAAAACUAUUAACUGUAAACUGCUGCUCGUCUGUCUCUGCUGAUGGGAUUCACCGUAGAAACUGGGAGGGAGAUAGAGAGAAAGAGAAGAACAACAAUGGUGUUCACAGUUCCAUCAUCACAUGCAACCUAAUGGAGAAAGUGGCUGUUAGUAAAUGUAAGCCAUAUUAACUUGGAAGACCAAACAAUUUCACAUCCUCUGAACUGAUUUCCAGAGCGAAUGGCUACAUAGAUUCUCUCAGCUGAGCUGCCAGAGGGCUUCCUGCCCGAUGGUCUUGUAUGUGGAAACCUCGUGUCUUCUGGAUGUCUUCGGUGUUUUAGUCACAAUUUUAUGUAAUUUAGUUGUCAUAUUGCUUUACUUACCUUUUUUUUCAAGAGACUGCAUAAACUGCGACUGAUUCCCAGGAAUCAUCCAUUAUUUCGGCACUCAAAGCACUAUGCAAGGUGAGGGAGUCUAUCACGAUGUCCAGCGACUGCUAGGCUGCCCUGUUAAUCUCAGCUGAGAAACAGCAAGCUGAAGUCAAUUCAUACAUAUCAAAAAACAGCAGCUUCCACACUUAUAUGCACAUCACACAGUCAUUUAUGUUUUAUACUAGCUGAAUCUCCCAGGAGGCAUCGAGACAACAUCUUGGGACUUGAAAUUCAGCAAGACAUCAGCAUGUUAGUUCGAAUGAUGUAACCCAAAGACUACAGACACUUGGAUGGAUGCAUUAGUUGAGAUGAACAGAAACACUCAAAGGCACUAAACUGGCCAUAAGGUCACAUGGCUGUCUUCAGGCAUCACUGAAGACAGCCAUGGGAUAGGCCCUCUUUCUCACUUGUUCCUUCUUGAGAUUUUAUGGUAUCUUACCCGAGAACCCCGCCACCCUUAACUGCAUCUCUGCAUUGCUCCUCCCCUUUAGAAAAUCUGCAUGGAAAUCUGUAUUAAUGGGGGGAGGGGGGCAUAGUUAAUUUUUCUUUCAGCAUUGUUAGUGUAAUGGUAUCACUAUCAUCCACGAUACGUUUUAACUACUUACUGCUAAGGAGCUAAGAAAACAUGGUGGAGGAGGAUGAGCACCCUCCUCUCAGAGAAAAAGGAGACCAUACACACCAUAUCUGUUUGGAGGUGUGAGCAGGCAAACAUCUUUUACAAACUAUUUGAGGGACAAAAAAUGGCAAUGAUUGCAAAUUAGAAAUUCAUUUUUCUGACAUUGUUUAUCAGCAUGAAUAAUGUGCAUGACUUUUGCAAGUCACUCUUUUCUCUCAUGAAUAACAGGGCUAGAAACUGUUUUUUUUUGUGUGUGUGUGUGAAAAUGUAAUUAUGUUAUAUGCAAUAGAAUGCGUACAGAUAAGUGUGUAGGAAUAACGAUUUCAUCCAUUUGAUUAACAUGGUGAAACACCAUUAAGAAAAAAAAGGUGAACCCUGUGUAGUUCUCUUUAAGAUGUCUUAGGACACCCAAUAAUAUAGCUUUCUUAAAUCCAAGAGGAGUCCUCUUCAACUUUUGCAAGUAUUUAUUCUGCUAUUGCUUCAACCUUUCACCUGGCUGCUAUUCUGCCUUUUUCUUAUUAUUACUAUCUCUUCUUCUUAUUGAAGCCUCUUACUAGAUUCCCUAGCUGUUAAUCUCUACAAUCACUGCUGUUUCCGGACACAGGACUGAAAGUUGUCCAUUCAAAGAUGUCAUUAUGCUGUGCAGUCAAACUGAAAAGGUUAUGUUGUUCUUUUAGUUACUAAAUAUUGCUUCCAAGGUCUUGAGGACCUUCCAAAGAACCAUCAGAGGUGUGGGGUUCAGGUUACUUUAGGAGAAGGUCUACUGUUGCUUUAUUUGUUUGUUUGUACUCUCAAAGUCAUCCAAGCUGAUCAGAUGACUUCACACUAUGCCUCACUCAUCAAGUGUUAAUUAACACUUCAUGAGGGGGACAGUCUGACAGAUACUGAAAGAUGUCAUCUGCAAAUGUUUGAUUUCAUGGUGUAGCUUGGACAAAUGACUCUUUAAGAGAAAUACACAACCCCAUCAUCACUGUUAGGUAUAUUUGGUGCAUCUUUUUGUCUUGAUCUGGAAUAACCUCUUCCUUUAAUUUUCACAAUGGUUCAGGGACAAAAAGAAAAAGAAAUACCAUAGUGGAGUUUCUCAAUUUGCAUAUUUGAAUAUUUGUUGGCUGAAUGAAAUAUGUAAUCACUACAUUUAUAUUACUCUUAUCCAUGAGCCCAUUUCAUAAAACGUAUACCUGGAGUUUCCACAGUUCUUGGAAAAACCAGCCUGCAAAGGUGCUGGCUACUAAUGACCUCGCCUGAUGAGUCCAUUUAUGAUGUUUUUAGUAGGCUGUCAUAGCAAACAGUGUACCAACUGAAAAAUUAGGCUACAAGUUAAUAAGUAAAAAGAGGUUGGGAAAACUGUUGUUUGAAAUAUUUAAAGAGAAUUGUGCCAAAAUACACUAUUUGAGUCAAACAAAGCCAAAAACACUGUUGGAGCAGAGUAUGCACACGUGUAAGACAUGCUCCUCUGAGAGAUAGAAAAAUGAUUAUUAUAAGAAAUAUGUGUUUGUUUAAUUAUCUGGAUUUUAUUUGUGCCUAUCAUUUUUAUACUGUUUCAUUCAUAUGAAUUGCUCUGUCUCUAUUAUACAUUGAUUUUUGGUCAUGAUGCUGGGUAAAUGGACUGGUUCAUACGUAUAGCGCUUUUCUAUUCGAGCACUCAGAGCGCUUUAUACAGCAUGCCUCAUUCACCUGAUAACAGAAGCUAUUUUUCCCAUGCCUAAGUGUUUUUAUCUAACAUUCACUCACAUUCACACUCUGAUCGAUGCAGUGAAGAGCAAGUUAUCAUCUCACCCAAGUAUAUCUGAAAUGCAGGCUAGAGCAGCCGGGGUUUGAAUCUCCCGAUUAGUCGAUGACCUGCUCCACCUCCUGAGCUGCAUUACAUUAUUAUUAGAAUCUCUUAUUUCAUGAACGUCAAAGAAAUGACAAAAAAGAAACUACAAAGCCAUAUAAAACAACUAAAGAGAGAUUUUAAUAACUAAAAAGACAAAUAGAACACCCCUUACCCACAAAUAGAUCCAGAGAGUCUACAGUGAUGAUGAUAAUGACUACAAUGACAGUUGGAGGCUCAUAAUAACUGUAAAGAGAUUAAAAGUUACCUCAAGAGACAAAACAGAACUAAAAACAACUAAAAAAGAGACAAUAAAUAAAGUUAAAAAUAUCAGUAAGAGGCCCAAAACUUUAACAGAAGAAAAAGAUGACCAUGUUGAUCAAGUGUCUGACUGCAUUCUGACUGGGGUAGAUGGAGGGGUAGUAGUGGGCUUUUACAUGGCGAUGCCUGAGGCCUCAAAUUCUGUGAGUAGAUUUUUUUAUUCUAUGGCAGACAUACAGUAGGACACCAAACGUCAAAUCAAAACAUUAUAAUGAAAAACAUGUUUCCUAUGAAAAAUGUCAAAAAUGAAACAUUUGAAAAAAUCUGUUCAUUUGAAGGCAAGCAUGCACUUUCUGCUGAAAUCGCUAAACUCACCUGUCUGCUUGUAUAAGAGCCACAGAGCUAAAAUUAGAGGCCACGUAGAAAAAAAAAGAUUGAUCGUUAUCCUGAGAGAUUUGAAUUUAUGUACUAUAUCUUUAGAUUAUUGCUCUCCCGUGCCUUGCUAAUCAAUAGCAAGGCUCUGCUUUGGAAAUACUGCUGUGAUAUUUAGGAUUAAUAAAAAUGUAUGUAUAUAUCCAUUUAAACAAUACAUUUAUCAUUUAUUGCUUAGCAGCCAUGGUAGCUGAAGCUGAGGUUAUGGAUGAUGAUAACAAUAUGUUUUAUAAUAAAUGUUACUUUUUUCAACAUAAUUUAUGGUGAUUCUUAAUUUUGGUGGUAACCCAGGGUAUCUCAGGUAUAUAGUAUUCUAUCUAAACAUCAGGAUGUUAGGAUGCUGCAGUAUUCACUCCAGAAUGUUUCAGUACUAAAUCCGAGGAAUUCAGUGAGUACAUGUGGCUCUGUGGAAGUUAACUUGGAGGCUUGAAGUAGAUUUUUCUGCUCAAUGCGCUAGCAUCUCUGUCUUUAGUGAUAUUGCAUGGGAUAAGAAGAAUUGGUUCCAGUGUUUUACAUCAGUUGUUUGCUUAACACUGUAUAUUACUUCAGCUUCAGCCGUGUCAAAAUGAACAAGAGGAUUUUAUGUACUGUAUUGUAGCUACACCAAGAUAAACAUCCAUCCAUUAGUUUUUAAAACUUAUGCCAAUUGUACUCACUGGAGACGUGAUCUUCUUUACUCAAAGCCUUUUUGAUUGGAAGGUAGCAUAACAGAAGCCCUGAUAGGUCCUCUAUGCUUCUCUAAUAAACUGGAUUGGAUGUUUUAUUUGAUGUCCAGAGGCUUGGAAUACUUUUGAUUCUAUUCCAAAACUAACACAAGUCCAAAAACUGCAUAAUGGGUCUUUGACGAGUAAAAUUUGUUGUGAUAUUUGGUUCUCUGACAUCUUCAGUUUGUGAAUAUUUUAAAUUGUUGCUUUUCAGUGUUUCCAAAAUUAUGUCUAAUCCAUACACGUAUGAAAAAAUGCUUCGGAAGGUUCUGGGACAUGAACACAAACCUGUAUCACAGUGAGCUUUACCCCAUCACCUCAUCACCAUCGCCAACCACUCCCAUAAUUCAUCAGCCAUGUUGUGUCAACCAGGCCACCACUUGUCCACUAACCCAGUUAAAAACAUAAUGAAGCAUUAAAAGCCAGUAAAGACUGUUAGAUUGUAGAAACACAUAGGAAGUUCUUAGGAUAAAGUAAUAAUGGAACAGGGCUCCCUGGUUUAUGUUAUUUUUCAGGAUUUCCAGUCAUGUACAUAUGUAGGUAUUAACGUGUUUGUGUAUAAAAACAUGUACGACAGGAAUGCUUUGCAGACUGAACUAGACAAUGUCCCUGUGCCCAGAUGGACCACUAAGCUAGCCAAUAGUGCUGCUUUUGCUUUAAACCCAAACCAUAAUGAAUUUUGUAGCAUAUACAAGUAUUUUAAGUAGUUAGCUAAGUCAGGUUUUUGGUUAGUUAAUCCAGCAGGGCUGAGACAUGGGUUAAAAUGUCAAUGUGUAGUGUCCAUUUGGCCCCAUCCUAGAAGAACACAACAUUAGAAAGUGAGUGGUGUGACAGGGCUCAGGUGUGGUAAAAAGUCUUGUGUGCAAAAGUUUAACCCAUGUAGAGGUUUACAUAAAUAUUUUAGGCUGAGGUAGCAGGAUUAUUAAGACAGUUUAGGUCUGGACUAGAUAAACUUUUUUUGCAACACUGUGGUGAAACUCCUUUUGCUUGUCUCACCAAGUCUAACCGAUAUACAUGACUUUCAUGAUCUGAAUUCAGAUUACGAGUGCCAACACUGAGAAAACAUGGAUAGUUAUAGAUUCUAAAUUCUCUUCAUUUCAGUAUGGUUAGUGAGUGUAGCCAGUCUGACAUGUAUUAUAAUCAAGUACUGCAUCCAGUCUUCCAUGGAAAUGAGAAUUAACGAGGUUGCUGACAUGUUUCUAAAAAGUAGAAAAGUGUUAUAACAAAUAGACAAAGAAAUAUCACCCUUAUCAGUUUUGGAGGAUUAGGUUAAUUGAAAGCACCCUUUGGCUAGUUCAAAAAGUAUCACGAAUUAAGUGUGCAAGAGAAGAAGUACAAAGUCAAAUAAAAGUCUAUGUUGAGGGAAAGGCAAAUAGGUUCUGUGUUGGUCAGUCAAAAGAUCAUAUGACAAGAUGAAGACAUGUUCAUUCCAAAAUCUUCAUUGUGGUGGUUUCUCUUUUCUGAAGCAUUAAAAUAUUGGUGUCUGUGACACUCUGAGAACUGGGGGUGUCGUGUACACCACGUAGCUUACAGGCUUGUUAUAAAUUCAUAGGCCUAAUAAAAGACAGUAUCAGGAUACAAUAGUGAUUUAGGUUUUUUUGCAAACAGAUCUACAGCUUACCAGCAAACUGAUAAGACACAGGCAGUUCUGACAGCCAGUAAAGUCAAUACACCAUCACCACUUCCAAAGCUAAUUGCUUGAUUGCUCACAGGAUAUUUAGUAAAUUUUGGCUAGCUCUCCAAGUCUGGGUAAAGUGAUCUAAAAUUAUAUGUCGGUGUUGUAAGGAACAAAAUUAGAUUUUAUAUUCAAACGAUCUGACUGGCUAGAUUUGAUGUAGCAUUUUUGUACACUGGCUGUAUUAACUGGUCUAGCUUUAUUAGAUUUUUUUUUUUUUAAAUAAACUGGUAAAAACAGACUAACCAUGGUUAGUUACUCUGUCCUAGUGCCAUUAGGCUAUAUUAUUUGGAUAAUUAAGUCCACUAGCUUAAAACCAUAAACAGUGGUAAAAAAAAAAGAAAUAGACUUUUAUGCUUAGCAUGGAGAACUUUUUGUGUCAGUUUUAGCAUGUUAAGGUCUAAAACUUCAAUCCAUAUUUUCUGCAGCAACAUCUCCAUUCCAGGCGCCUUGCCCUUCCUCUAUCUUAAACGUCUUCUCCUCUUUGUUCUCUUUCUUUCCUGAUGCCUUCCUUCAGUUACUUUAAAGAAGAAGCUUUUUUUUUCUUUUUGCAUCCCUUGUUCCUGUAUUUUUGUAUUAUAUUUUUGGAGGUUAAUUCCAAAUGCAUGCAUGAGAAACAUCAAAAUAAUGACGUUAACAUAGUGUGAAUGACCUGGUGAAGGGAAGCCUCCCCUCCUUUGACAAAAAGCAGUCCUAUUUUCUUACUUUUUGUGUCAGAUUUUAAAAGAAAUUUUGUAACCAACAAAUAAUAAAACACUGUAAUUUAUAAGCCACAGAGGCAGCAGCACUAUCUGAAGACAAAUACGGUUUAGAUGGUUGACGCACCUAAUUCAGAAGUCUCUGAACAUGAAAGUACAAAAAAAUAAAGUCAGUGUCUCUUGGUAGGGUGGACUCUGUCACAAAACUGUGUUUCUGUCCUCAUGAUGAGACAUCAGCAGCUAAAAUACUAUUACUAUUUAAAGAACUGCAUCUGCUUUAGGUCGUUUCAGUUCCACUUUUCUGUUUUUUUUGUUUUUUGUUUUUUUGCUUUUUUGUCGAUAGUGAAAAGGCAGAGCUAAGAAAGAUGACUGCAACAGAAAGAUGAGAGGCUUCCCUACAUUAAUGAAUUGGGUUACACUCUAAAAAGCUGAUCUUGGAUCUGAUUUUGUUGUCACUGCAAUGGAAAGAGAAAAAGAAUCAAGAACUGUAUAAAAUAUAUCUGAAUGGAAUGUUAAUUAUUUACCUUUUUCUAGUUUUGAAACAUGUAAAAGAACAAAGGUGAAACUAUGAAAAUUUAACAUUUGUGAAAAAAAAAUCUGCUGUCAAACAGUAUGAAUGCUGUGAAUGCUGAUUUGCCUGAGCAGCUCUCCUUCCGAAUUGAUAGAUCAUCCUUUAAAAAAAAGAAUAAUACUAAAAACAAAAUAACAAUAAAAAAAAAAAUCAUUUAAAAAAGUUAA